Molecule: messenger RNA, 684 nt
Organism: Penicillium egyptiacum
Lineage: Eukaryota; Fungi; Ascomycota; Eurotiomycetes; Eurotiales; Aspergillaceae
Source: the annotation of a GenBank genome assembly
AUGGCUGCUAAUCGUGCUAAGUCUGAGCCUGACGGCAAUGGCCCAAAUGGUAACAAAGAAACUGAGGAUAACAGCUCUCCCUUUACUCCGCUGGACACCCUCGCUGCGAUCGCUGUGGCUGCCGCCAAUCCCGCCACCGCACCCACUGCCGGGCCGCCCACUAGGGAGACCGAACAAAACACUGUUGAGACUGUGGAGAAUAUAGGCGACAACAUUGGCGGCAACACUGGCGAGCCCAUUCAACCUGCCCGUCCCCACGCCUCCGCGUCGGGCCACCGACCAGCAACCAGCGCUGCGCUUGCCUAUCUUCGACGCGAAAGCAUUCUCUCCCAUAUCGUGCAUCGCCGCUCACCCUACCUGCCAGAGACUCCGCACCAUCUUCUUGGGCAAGUUUGGAUCGACCACAUUGAUUCCAUGCUAGGCGUGCGCACCCAGACUCAAACUGAGGAGAUUCGGUAUUGCGUUGAGCAGACCGACAGGAUCGUUUAUUUGGCCAACAAUAUGUUACGGCAGCAGAGGGAACUUUUGGCGGAUUUGAGACGCACUGCCAGUGAGGAAUAUCACAGUGAUGGUCCUUCCAGCGAGCUCAGUGAGGUUAUCGGGUUCUUCGAUGAGGUUGAGGGUAACGGUAAUGGUGAGGGUGAUGAAACUGCUGCCGAUGGAUGCUGUGCAGCGAAUGAGUAG